AUGGGAAUAUCACCUGAUUUGAUCCCAGCCAUUAAAACUAUCAAAGAUUUGAAAUCUUUAAGCAUUUCAUUCGAUUGUGAUGGGGCAAGUUAUGGGACUUACGAUUUCAACACACUAUCAGGUUUAUUUUCAGCGAUUCCCAAUCUUGAAUAUUUAUCAACUCAUCAUGAUCAAAUGGAUACUUUCACAUUAUACCCCCCGGCUUUAUCAAAUCUACGUUACUUUUCUAUGCAAUCUGAUGAAGAAAACUUGGAAGGAAAUUGUCAUAUCACUCAAACUGCGAAAAAUACUUUAAAAAUGAUUGAACUCUCUCGUGGUUAUAUUGUACCUAUCAAAGGUUUAAAACAGGUUUUAGAGCCAAUUAAAGAUACCUUAGAAGGUCUCUUCACACUCGUAUUCACUAUUCAGGUCACCAAACAAGUCUCAAACAUGAACUUCCCAAAGUUGAGAGUCAUCAAAACUCAGCCAGUAGAUUCUCGUAUACCAGAAGUCAAUUGGUUAAAAGCUCCGAUGUUAAAGAAUGUUAGGACUGUUAUAACAAAUCUAGAAAAUCAAGAUUAUUGGCACAACGCUUUAGAAGGUCCUGGCCGGGAUGCUUUGAAGAAAGUACCAAAUUUCAAACAUCUUGUCUUCACUAAUAAUGCACACACUGAAACUCAAGCUCUUGAUCCUCAAUUGGUCAGAUUGUUUGAAUUUCAUGGAGUUCAAUGCCAUUUUACUGAUCAAGGGUUAUCAGCAGAUGAAAUCAUGACCUUAGAUUGUGAACUCAAUGGACCAGUGAUUUAA
This is a messenger RNA of Melampsora larici-populina 98AG31, 786 nucleotides long. RefSeq lists its product as uncharacterized. The transcript is spliced from 2 exons. Bases 1 to 786 code for a protein of 261 amino acids. The record is from RefSeq and is a predicted model, not a curated record. NCBI's taxonomy places the organism in Eukaryota, Fungi, Basidiomycota, Pucciniomycetes, Pucciniales, Melampsoraceae.